This is a messenger RNA of Tetrahymena thermophila SB210, 1164 nucleotides long. RefSeq lists its product as hypothetical. NCBI's taxonomy places the organism in Eukaryota, Ciliophora, Oligohymenophorea, Hymenostomatida, Tetrahymenidae. The record is from RefSeq and is a predicted model, not a curated record. The transcript has 3 exons.
AUGAGAAGAGGGUAGUUCAAUUUUUAUGAUUAAAGAAAUACAAAUUAAAACCUUUUUCUAUCAAGUUAAAACCAGAAUUUAACCUUAAGCUCAUACCAAAUUUCUUUUAAUCUAUCAGAUUAUUUAUUACUAAAUACACUUAAAAAUGGAAACUAAUCGGAAAUAAUCAUCUCUGAUAUUAUCUCUUCCUUUACUAACUGUGUCAAAUAGUAGACAAGCAAUAAGAGAAAUGUUGUUUUUAUAAUCGGAAAUACUGGGGCUGGAAAAACAACAUUAGCUGCUUUUUUAUCAGGCAUAAAUCUAGUUGUAGAAUAAAAUGAGCUUAAUUAAAGUAUCAUAAACUAUUAGUAAAACAAUUAAUUUUAAAGAAAAAUUGGUCUAAAUGUUCUGUAAUCAGAAACUUCUUUUCCUAUGUCUUUGAGAGCAGCUCUUCUUACGUUUAUAUUGAUUGCCCAGGAUUUUAAGACACUAAAUAAACUAAAGCUGAUAUCAUAAACUCGUUUUUUAUUCAUUAUUUUCAAUAAUGGUUCAUUACUAGAAUGCAAAGGAUUGAGUUCUGAGAGAUGUUAACCAUACAAAUAAUAAAUUCAAUAUUUAAUUUCUAUGACAAGAGACACAACUUUUGAUAUAUCAAAAAAUUUACUCAUUGUAAUUUCUAAAACUACUAAGGAUAAUAUAACAUUUUAUUAAGAUAAACUUAGAAAAGUAUUUUAAGAAUUAUCUGGAAACUCAAAAUUUAUUUAAUAAUUAAAUGAAACAAAAUACUUUAAUGCAUCUUACUAAGAGUUUUUCAGAAAUCUUUAAAAGACAAAAAUAAUAACUUUUCCUUCUCCACCUAAAGAUAAAAACUAUUAAAUUUAUAUAACUGCAAAACAAAUUAUUGAAUAAUCUCUUAAUAGUAUGUAGGGGACCCUCCAUGUUAAUUGGGUUGUAUUUGGUGCUACUUAUCAUAAAAUAAAUAAAAAUAAGGGAAGUUUUUUACCAAAUGGCAAAGCGGCUCUGGCAGGCGAGUCAUAGAGAUUCCAUAAAGGAUUCUUCGUUGAAGCACUCAAGUACUAUAUGCUUCAAUGCUAAUCAAAUAAAAACAAGCAAUCGAAUAUGGUUAAUAACACUACCUAUUCAUCGAUUUUCAUGGAAGGAUUUAGUAUUCCUCAGGUUAUAUGA